CUUUUCUUUCUGUUUAUUGUUUAAUUAAACUAUGAGCAAUAAUGAAAACGCUACUACAAGGGACUUAAAUCGGCGUAUGGCUGACGUAGGUCUUUCGGAUACAAAUUAUAACCAAAGUGGAACAAGACGUUAUGUUCCUCCUCAUAUGCGGUCAACAACUAGUUCCCAAACAGAAAGGAAUCAAGACUGGAGAAACCCUAGACGAAACAAUAAUAAUAGGUGGAAUGAAGGAUACUCAGACUUUGCUUCUACAGGUGGUCGUGGUGAUGGUGAUUGGAGUGGACGAUCAAGUGGUGGUUAUGGAAGAACUCAAUUCGAUGAAAGAGGCUCCUAUGGUGGAUAUGGACGACGUGGUGGUGGACAUAUGGGUGGUGGAUAUGGUAGUCGUCAACGUGAAGAUGGAAGAGGAUAUUGGAAAGAAGGUGUACACCAUGUGGCUCCUCGUAAUCCUCGUAUGGAACGUGAUCUAUUUGGAACUGCAGAAGAUAAAGAAGUGACUCAUACUGGUAUCAAUUUUGACAAGUACGACAAUAUUCCUGUGGAAGCAACGGGUAGAGAUGUACCUGAACCUAUUAUUGAAUUUCAAUCACCUCCUAUUGAUCCUAAUCUGUUAAGUAACAUAGAAUUGGCAAGAUAUACUACUCCUACACCUGUACAAAAAUAUUCCAUUCCUAUUGUUCUGGGUAAUCGUGAUCUUAUGGCUUGUGCUCAAACAGGCUCUGGAAAAACUGGUGGUUUUCUGUUUCCAAUCCUUUCAAGCUUAUUCUCCGAAGGUCCUUCUCCUCCUCCUCAAGAUAAUGGUCCUCCUAUGGGUUAUCGUCCUCGCAAAGCUUAUCCUGAAGUAUUGAUUCUUGCCCCAACUCGUGAAUUGACAUCUCAAAUCUAUGAUGAAGCCAAAAAGUUUGCCUAUCGUUCCUUUGUUCGUCCUUGUGUGGUUUAUGGUGGUGCUGAUAUUGGAUUUCAACUUCGACAAAUUGAUCGUGGAUGUAAUCUGUUAGUGGCAACUCCUGGUCGUUUAGUGGAUCUUAUUGAACGAGCACGAAUCUCUUUGGCAAAUAUCAAGUAUUUGGUUUUGGAUGAAGCUGAUCGAAUGUUGGAUAUGGGUUUUGAACCUCAGAUUCGUCGUAUUGUGGAAGGGGAAGAUAUGCCUGGAGUCAAGGAUCGUCAAACUUUGAUGUUUUCGGCUACCUUUCCAAGAGACAUUCAAAUGUUGGCUCGAGACUUUCUCAAGGAAUACAUCUUUUUAUCGGUGGGUCGUGUUGGUGCAACUUCGGAAAAUAUUACACAAAAGAUCGAAUACGUUGAAGAUGAAGAUAAGAAAUCAGCGUUACUGGAUAUCCUCUAUGCACAAUCUUCUGAUAGUGGCUUGACCUUGAUAUUUGUGGAAACGAAACGUAUGGCGGAUGCUCUAUCUGAUUAUCUCUAUGGAGCUGGAUUCCCUGCUACUUCUAUCCAUGGAGACCGUACACAACGUGAAAGAGAAAAUGCUUUAGAAGCUUUCCGAUCUGGCAAUGCACCUAUUAUGGUUGCUACAGCAGUAGCAGCUCGUGGACUGGAUAUUCCAAAUGUGACUCAUGUCAUUUCAUAUGAUUUACCAACCGAUAUUGAUGAUUAUGUUCAUCGUAUUGGAAGAACAGGUCGUGCAGGCAAUACUGGAUUGGCUACUGCAUUCUUCAAUAGAAAUAACAAGAACAUUGCUCGUGAUCUGGUGGAUAUCUUGAAAGAAGCCAAACAACAAUUACCUACUUGGCUCGAAAGUAUUGUAAGGGAAUCUGGAUACAGUGGUCGUGGACGUGGACGUGGACGUGGUUUUGGUCAAACAAGGGAUUUCCGUCGUCAUAAUGAUUAUGGUGGUCCAGGCAAUUAUGGUCAGUCUCGUGGCGGUUAUGAUGCUGAUGGUGGAGGCUAUGGUUAUCAAAGUGGAGGCUAUGGUAGUUAUCAAGGCAGUGGACGUGGUUAUCAACAACGUGGACAAAGCAAAACCAGUUGGUUUUGAGCAUAUUGAUAGUACCUUGACUGAAAUAGUUAGCUUUUUUUUUUUUCUAUUGUUCUGUAUAUGAAAUAUGAUAUUCAUCCUAUCUUCCUUCACUGAUUUAUUAUUGUUAUUAUUAUUAGUUAGCUCUUCAUGGAUCGCAUGAUCUAUUCUUCAUACAAUUUUUUGAAUCGUACAAUAAAAGUCCUACACUCUUAUUUAUCAUAUCCA
This is a messenger RNA of Halteromyces radiatus, 2203 nucleotides long. RefSeq names its product P-loop containing nucleoside triphosphate hydrolase protein. The record is from RefSeq and is a predicted model, not a curated record. The transcript is spliced from 8 exons. Gene Ontology annotation, cellular component: nucleus. NCBI's taxonomy places the organism in Eukaryota, Fungi, Mucoromycota, Mucoromycetes, Mucorales, Cunninghamellaceae. Gene Ontology annotation, molecular function: RNA binding; ATP binding; RNA helicase activity. The coding region runs from base 32 to 1996 and encodes 654 amino acids.